Messenger RNA from Parasteatoda tepidariorum (common house spider), 5229 nucleotides. It is a transcript of the gene Pldn, whose product is annotated as biogenesis of lysosomal organelles complex 1 subunit pallidin. The record is from RefSeq and is a predicted model, not a curated record. Gene Ontology annotation, cellular component: transport vesicle; BLOC-1 complex. Gene Ontology annotation, biological process: intracellular transport. NCBI's taxonomy places the organism in Eukaryota, Metazoa, Arthropoda, Arachnida, Araneae, Theridiidae.
CUCAGGCGCAAAUUUCUUGCGUUGGCAGGGAUUUGGUUGCCAUCACACAUUUCACAAAUUACGUCGAUAUCACAUGCUCUAGUUAUAAUCACAUAACAUUAAUUGUAAAAAAGAUGUGUGAUGUAAAAGACUCAGCAGAGUGCCCAGUUAUUUCUUCAACUGAUGAGUAUUUGGAUAAAGAAAUCCUGUCCCAACCAGAAAGCCAUGAAGAAAAUAAUAAAGAUAAUUUGCCUGAAGUUAAAGAAAAACCUGAUAUAAGUAGUGUUGUGCCUCUGAAAGUUCUUGAGAAGUUAUCUGAUGGUAUUCUAUCACUUUAUGUAAGUGAUCUGAAGAAAUCCUCAUCGAGUCUAAAUGAAUUAACGAGAAACCAGACUAUUGUUAUUGAAACUUUAGAACAAGAAAGUGCAAGGGUUGUUGAAGCACUUCGAACUUAUCAAUUAGAUGAUAUGUUUUCUAGAAUCAAGCACUAUCAUGCUAAAGCUCAAAUUUUGAAAAAGGAGAUGUUGUCUAUAUAUGACAGGACUUCAAAACUUAAGAAACGUGCUAUGAAGAUGCAGCAGCAGAAACAAAAAGAAGCUUUACAAAAAGAACUUCAAAGAGAUCGUGAAUUAGAAAGAGAUAAACAGUUAGCCCCAAAAAUUGCUACGAAGCCAACACCAGAAAAUUAAACAUAAAAUUUUGACUAAACUAAAUCAGUGAGCAAAAAAUUUUAGUUGAUUUGUAAAUAUAGUAUAUUAAUUGUUCCAUUGUUAAUGUGUACUGUUGGGAUGUACAAUAGAUUUAUCAAUAUAAGUUAGAAUUGCACUGUUACACAAAGACUUGUCUUCAUUAAAUAUUUACUGUUGUGUAGAUAUGUAUAUUAAUCAUUCCAUGUGAAAUCAAGCAUUCCAUAUGAAAUCAAAUUGAACCUGGCCAUCUCAAAUUUUCUUAAAUAUUUAAGAAUUACAUUCUUUGACUUAAUUUGUUACAUAAAUAAAAAAAUAUUGUUAAUUUUUUGUAUUAGUUAUAAAGCUGUUUACUUCCUACUGGCUAUGCUUAAAAAUGUUGUACUUCAAAUUCUAUUCUUUGUUAAAAUUUGCACAAAAGCUUAUUUGAAAAAAAAGGCUUGCUCUUAACAAUAUGAAUGGAUUUCACUCACCUCUAUUUUUCAAGAAAUUUUAAUAAUAAAGAAGUAAAAAAAAAUUUUUUUCUAAGAAAUUUUGAAAGUGUGUUUACUGUAGAUUUCCAAAUGUAAGCCAAUCCGCGUAUUAGCCGAAAAGUGUGCUCAUUAUUUGAAAAUUAACCCAAAAUUCAAAACUUGGUAUUUCAGAUUCAUAUAAUCAGUCCCAUGAGUAUUUCAGAUGACUAACGUAGAUUUGCGUCAUAUAAUCAGUCCCAUCUGUGAUUACGGUAUUUAUGUUAGCAGUUGUUCAACUGGGCAAAAUGCCAAAAUAAAGUAUCACAAAGGAUUUUUAUAUUUAGGCAUUCCGCUUUCAACUAUUAUUUUAUGCUUUUUGUGUACAUUUCAUGCUAUUAACUGAUUAUGGCUAUUGCUCCGAUUAAAGGAAAAGUAUUUUCGUCAACAAUGUCCUAAAAGACAUUCUCAAUGUUGUAGAUCUAAGACCUUUCCCCUCAGUCUUUCACUUUCAAAAUUUUUUUUAAGUGCUUGGAAAUAUACAAUUAUUAUAGAAUUGUUUUAUUAAUGUUUCAUGAAAAAAAAUCAAAUUUGAGCCAUUUAAGUUCUAGUAAAUAAUGCAAGACAAUCUAUAACAUAUCUAAAAUUGUUUCAUGAAACAAUUUAAAACUAUAUAAAGUAAUAAUGUUUUUAUCUUUUGAUAAUAAAUAUAAUGCAGUCGAACCUUGUUAAGAUGAAGUCGAGGAGUAGAAAAAAUUUCUUUUAGAUUUACAAUAGUUCAUACUGAUCGAUAAAACAACUAAAGUCAUUUAAGUUACUUUCAGAAAACAAAUCACUAAAGCAAUACCAAAGAAUUUAAAUGCUAUUUGUAAGGAAAUAAAUAUAAUUAUUAAAAAAUAAAAAUUAAAAUUGGAAAUAUAUUUAGACCUCUGGAAUAGACUUUAAAAAAAUUACUUAUUCUCAAUUCUUAACUGUUGAAAAAUUACUAGCAGGUAUUGUGCAUUUUGUUUUAAUUUUUGAUUUUUUUUAAUCCCAUUACUAACAACCACACUAAGAGAUUUCUUUUCCACUCAUUUUUUACAACUAGAGCUCCAAUACAACUAGAAUAAACAUUUUCUGUAACCCAGGGUUGGCUAGUUUAAACCAAGUAGUUUUUUAUAAAUAAAUAAAAAACUGGCAUGGUUAUUUUCAAUAGAAAAAAAUCUUUUAUAGUACUUUACUUAACUUUAAGGUAUUUUUAUGAAUACUUUUAGCUUAAAUUUAACUAAAUGAAAAAAAAUUAGUAAAUUUUCUUAUAAAAAUAUUUUUAAUCGUAAAUUAAAUAGCUAAUCUGAAUCUGUGUUGUGAGCUAAUAAGCAUAUAUGAUAUGUAGUUUUGAAUGUUCAUGCUUUUCUGUAAAACUAUAUUUCUAAAAUAAAUUAAUUUGAAGAAAUUUAAAUUUAAGUCAUAAUUCUCCAAAAAAUCUUAAAAUAAUACAGACCAUACCAACUCCAUGUUUUGAUAGUGUUUAUUUUUCGAAUUUUUUCAUAAUAUAUCUAUAAAAAAAUUUUUAUUGUUUGUAUGCAGUAUAUUUUUAUUAAUGAUUCAAUUUUUUUCGUAAUAUAAUGCUUAUAUAAAAGAGCCUAAUUCAAAAAUAUUGCCAAAUAUUCAAAAUUCAUUUAAAAUAUUAUCAAUAUAUAUUAUUUUAUAUAAUAAGCAUUGUUAUGCUUGAAGCUUUAUUUUGUUCAAAUAAAUCUUAAAAAAGUAGUUUAUUCUUUACUUGUUAUUAAACCAUUAGUACUAAAACAUACCAGUUACUUCACUACUUUGUAUGUAUGCAGCCCAUUUGACAUUUUUAUUUUUCUCAUUAUUCUAUUAUUUUCUUAGAAUUUUUAAUUGAAUAUUACUCUAAUUUUUUCACGGAAAAAAGACAUGAUUAUUGUAUUAAGUAAAUUGAUGCAGAUGUUGUUAAGUAAAUACAGCUAACAAAUGACAUUAAAUACUGCUAAAUUAUGACAUUUUCAUGUUUACUGACAAACAAAGGGUUCAUUUACAUGCAUUACUAAAAUAACAUUUUGAUGUUAAAUUUUUAUUUGUUAGAAAUGUUACCCAAUGUAUAAGCAUAUUCAAAAUUUUCUAUUAUUCUUUUUUAUCAUGUUAGCAUGCUUAUGGAAGAAAAGUUUAUAUUUUUUAAUUGUUCAUUGAUAAAAUAAAUUAAUUGAUUAAAUGUAGAGCAAAAAGUAUCAUUUUACCCUUUGUUUUAUAUAAACCCAAAAAGCCUGGUUUAAAUUUUUUUAAAGUUUGGGGGAAACUUCAUGAUCUGUAGCAAAAUUGUUAUGAAACAUUUUUAUCUGAACCAGGUUCAACUGUACAUGAAUUUUAAAAUAAAACUAAAGUAAGAUAAAUAUUUGCUGAAAUAAUGUAUACAUUUGGUAGUCUAUAAGCAUUUAAAUAGACUUUUCUUAUAAUUUCAAUAUCAUAUAUUACCAGUGAAAAACCCCAUUUUCAGAAGGUUAUUUUUCACUUUAAUUUGAUAAGUAAUAUAACUAUUUUUUAUGAUUUUAAAUUAAACUAUUAAGAAAAAUAUAUUUUAUUAAAUACUUAAAUAUCUUUUUAACAUGUCAGAUUGGCAAAUUUUAGCAAAUACUAUUAUAUUGUGUGGUUAAACAAUUCUUAUUGGAUCUCAUUUUAAAAAUUAGUACAUAAAAUUAUUAAUAGUGUUGAUUUGUUUAAAUUAAAAAAAAACAAACAUAUUUUUUGUUAUAUAAUAAUUAUAUUUAAUUAUAGCUUUUUCUAUGUUAGUCAUUAAUCUGUAUAACAUGUUAUUUAUCGCCCUGAAAUUUAGGUCAUUAAAGUAAAUAUUAAAGGCAUACAGAAUAGAAAAUAUUGUUGUAAAAAAGUGUUACGGAUUGUUUUUCAUAACCACAAAUCCCAUCAUAGUCUUUUUAAGAUGUAUGAAUUCAAAUAUAAGGAAGAAAAAAAAGUAAGAUCUUAAUUUUUCUUUCUUUCUAAUUGCAAGCUUUAAAAAUAAAGAUGUUGUAGGAAAAGCUCUUCAAAAUAAGCUUUUAUGCAACUUUUUUUAUUCCAUAGAACAGAAAUUGUAGUACUUAAAAUGGCUACCAGCAAAAGGUAAUGGGACUUUUUUUACAAUUUUUAAAGUAUUAAGUAUUUUAAAGUAAUUUUAAGUAAGUGUUAAUUAAAGCUUUUUAAUCAUAAGUGUAAAAUUAAAUUAAUUCUACAUUCAAGAUGUCAAAGAAGAUGUUCUGUAAAAAUCUGAGUUGAUCAGGUUAAGUAACUUAUUAGUUUGAUAAGAAAUUCUAUAUAUAUGUGCAAUGGAAAAUUCAUGAAGCUUUGUACUAUAUUCAUAGCAAUUCUUAUAAAUUGAUAUGUUGUUUUAAGUUUUUACUAUUCAUGUUAAGUUUUUCUCUUAUUCUUAAUUAUUUACCUAGUUAAUAAUUGAACGAAUCGAAAUUUUAUAAAGAAAUCAUUUGUCAGAAAAAAAAAUUCGAGGAACUUUCAGAAAAAAAAAAUCAUUUGUCUACAGAAUUUUUUUCUUCCUCCUGUGAAAAUAUGUUUUCCUAAUGAAGUGAUUUAGCUGUUUUUUUACACAUUAUUACUUAAAUUUAUUUUAAAUAUAUAAUUUAUAAUAAAAACUUUGAAAAAAAUAUAUAAUUUUAUAUGUCUCUAUGUGUUCUGUCCUGCAGAUGUUUUCUAUAAACAAUACAAUUGAUAUUUUCCAAUAUUCAAAGAUAUACUUCUGUGAUUUAGUUUAUUAAUGUAACUAAAUUACUGUUUAUUAAUGUUCAAGUAACUAAAUUGCUUUUUAAUAAUAUUUAAAUAUUACUAUAAUUUUCACUUUUUGUGUUGCAUGAUUUUAAGCAUACAUUUAUGAAAUUUAUAACACUAAAAUUUGGGUUUUUGCAAAACUAACAAAAUUAUCUUUUCUGUUUGAAGGCUAAAACUAAUCAUUAGAAUGAACCAAAUUUUGUAUACAGACUGAGCAAACAAAUUCCACAAAUAAAUACAGUGCCAAAAGUCACUGAUUACUGACUGUAAAUCAUGUACUGUAUACCAUACAUAUUUCUGUAUGUACAUUUUUUAUUGACAAACCUUUUAUUAAAAUGUAUCAUAAUCCA